CUAAAAAACAACAGAAUGCAGGAAUUUCCAAUCAGGAGUUUUUUGCAAGUUGGACAACACAUCUGGAGUAAGAUGGGAGCCGAUCACCCGUUUGCCAGACACUGCACAUACAGAUAUAGGAUAGGAGGCAUAAGAUAUCCUGCACGGCUUUCUUAUCAAAAGAGAGGUUGUUCCGAAACUCAGCACUUCACCUUUUCGUUUUAUCGAACUCAUUUCGGUGGCAGUUAUCAAAUUUCGCAAUUAUCUUGCAACAUGUUGGCAUCCAGUAUCAGAGUACUUCGUCAGCAGCCACUGGCGUACACCAUCGCCAAAGCUGCUGCCUCGUCGAAGAGUGGUUCUGAAUGUAAAAGCGGAUGGAAAGCUGUCGUGCUGGGGGCGUCCGGAGGCAUCGGACAGCCACUGUCUCUUUUGAUGAAAGAAUCCCGUCUUAUCCAGCAGCUGGCCUUGUACGAUAUUGCCCAUACACCGGGCGUGGCGGCCGAUCUGAGCCACAUCAACACAGGGAGCCGCGUGACGGGCCAUUUGGGUCCUGAUCAGCUGCAGGAGGCCCUGACGGGCGCCCAUGUCGUCAUCAUCCCCGCUGGCGUGCCACGCAAGCCCGGAAUGACGCGGGAUGAUCUCUUCAAUACCAACGCGUCCAUCGUGCGAGAUCUGGCCGAUGCCUGUGGCAAAUACUGUCCGGAGGCGCUGAUUGGAAUCAUCAGUAAUCCCGUGAAUUCCACGGUGCCCAUCGCCUCGGAAGUGCUGAAGAAACGCGGUUGCUACGAUGAGCACCGUGUUUUCGGUGUGACCACACUGGAUAUCGUGCGCGCCAACACGUUCGUCGCGGAGAAGAAGGGAUUGGAUCCGCAGCAGGUCAAUGUGCCCGUCAUCGGUGGACACGCUGGCAUCACCAUUAUCCCGGUGAUUUCGCAGGCGUCACCGCCGGUGCAGUUCCCGGCCGAGGAGCUGGACAAGCUGACCAAGCGUAUCCAGGAUGCGGGGACGGAAGUGGUGAACGCCAAAGCCGGCGCUGGAUCGGCCACGCUGUCCAUGGCGUACGCGGGAGCACGCUUCGCCUUCUCGCUGCUGCGCGGAUUGAUGGGCGAGAAGAAUGUCACUGAGUGCGCCUUUAUUAAGUCGGAUGUGACGGAUGCUAAGUAUUUUGCGACGCCGUUGAUACUGGGUAAGAAAGGUUGGGAGAAGAACUUUGGAUUGGGCAAGUUGAGUGAUUACGAGAAGCAGCUGGUGGAGAAAGCGCUGCCCGAAUUAAAGGCCAGCAUUAAAAAGGGCGAGGACUUUGUGUCGCAGACAUACAAGGGCAAAUAGGGUGGUUUUGACGUACAGAGCAAAUUUCUAUAGUGAAAUCCUAAUUUAUGGUUUAGUUUUCUCCUUUAUUUUAUUUUGCCGCUUCAUGUUUUGAGACUUCUUAUAAUGUGCGGUUGGUGUUCGCCUUAUCAUUAGUUACCGUCAUACCGAAGCUGCUAAUUUACUCUAACAUUAAUUUUUUUGGAAAUCUGUUUUAAGGCAGUUGUUCUGGUACUUGUGCAAUGUGUAGUCCAGUUGACUAAAAUUUGCAGUCCAUUUAUUUCUCUGUUAAGAAAACUUACAAAUAAUAAUUAUUUACAGCAACUG
Molecule: messenger RNA, 1614 nt
Organism: Paramacrobiotus metropolitanus
Lineage: Eukaryota; Metazoa; Tardigrada; Eutardigrada; Parachela; Macrobiotidae
Product: malate dehydrogenase, mitochondrial-like
Exons: 2
Coding region: 16-1308 (430 amino acids)
Biological process (GO): tricarboxylic acid cycle; malate metabolic process
Cellular component (GO): mitochondrion; cytoplasm
Molecular function (GO): L-malate dehydrogenase (NAD+) activity
Source: RefSeq, a predicted model, not a curated record